AUCACGUUUCUGUCAGUGUAGUAGCGGAGUCCGGUAGAACCUAAAUAAACAAAGAAAAGAACGAAAGAGAGAAAGGAAGAAAGAAAAAAAAAAAAAAAGAGGGAAAGCAAAAGCAAAAGAUGUUGAAGUGGCUGCUUCUGCUUGCUUGUUUGACGUCGGUCUUUGUGGGUCGAGGGAGGUUCCAGGUCGCUGGUGAAAAAAAUGCCGUAAAGUCGAGCGGUAGUGAGGAUCACCCGCAGGAGCUCGGCGACUCGCCCAACCUCGGCGAAAUCCUGAGGAAACGUCGCAAAGAGAACCCAGACUCUUCCCCAGAGACAUUGACGCGAUACCUCAGUAAGGUCGGGGCUCUUUCGGGGAGAGAGCGGCGAGGAAAGGGCUCCAUGGCACGGAGCGGGAAGGCAUCAUGCGGAAAACUCUACAAGCUGAAACAAGGAGCGAAGAGAAAUUUCCGAGUCAAAGGGAAGGAGGACUUUUGCGAUGUAGUCUUUGAGCCAAAGGGAAAAGCGAAGCUGGAAUUGGUUUGCAAAAAGUUCAGUCUCUCGGAUUGCAAACAAGAACAUUUUGUCGUUGAUGACCAAGACUCCGAGGACACGUAUUGUGGUAACGAAAGACCGAGCAAGAGAACGGGGUUAGACUACUUGCAUCUCACGUACAGGAAAACCGGUGACAUCAGCGAUAAGCCAAAUAUCUUGUGUACAGUCAAAGGCGUUAAAGCUUCUGGCGGAGGAGGGGGGAGUAGUGGAACACAGGCGUCAGGAUGUGAAAAAGUGUGUGGGAAGGCUUCAGAAAGUGCUGGGGCGUCAAAGAUCGUGGGCGGGGAAGCAUCGACUCCCGGAGAAUACCCCUGGAUGGUUUUUCUGUCCAUCAUUGAUGGCGAUUUAUCCUACCUCUGCGGUGGAUCCAUCCUCACGACAUCUCACAUUAUAACGGCAGCCCACUGUGUCGAUUAUGAUAGUCCACAAGUAAUAGUGGUAGCAGGCGAGCACAAUGUAAACAAAGAAGACGAAACUAUCACACAAAUCAUUCGUGGUAAAAAAAUCACGAUGCAUCCGAAGUUCAACUCAAAGACCCAGGCCAACGAUAUUGCUAUAAUCACACUGAAAUCGUCUCUGGAAUGGACCGAGAAUGUCGGACCCAUUUGCCUGCCACCUGAUAAUACCUUCGAAAAUAGGAAGGCAGUCAUAAUAGGAUGGGGAUUGUUAGACUACCCGGGGUCAACGUUUCCGGAUGAAUUACAGGAAGCGGCAGUCACUGUGUCCGACCAUAAGGAGUGUAAGGAGAGUUAUGCAUUCUCGAACUUCCCUGUUACUGAUAAACAUAUUUGCGCUGCCGAUCCUGGAAGGGACUCUUGCAGGGGCGACUCUGGGGGUCCCCUGAUGACGAAAGAAAACGGAGUGUGGGUGCUGCUCGGUUUGUCAAGUUUCAGCACAUUGGAAUGUGCUACUGAAGGGUUCCCUGGCGUGUACACUCGCGUCUCUUCCUACAGUCAAUGGAUACUCAGUAAAAUCUCUUCCGGAUCUUGUUAGUGCGUGUUGGCGAUGCAUCGUGACUUAGAAGACGAAAAUGUAAACCUCUUUUCGUUUUUUUUUUGGGUCAGAUAAAAAAAAAAAAAAAAGAAAUAGUAAAAAGAACGUAAAAUGCAAGGAAUAUAAACCUCAUACCCAUCUCA
Molecule: messenger RNA, 1669 nt
Organism: Penaeus chinensis
Lineage: Eukaryota; Metazoa; Arthropoda; Malacostraca; Decapoda; Penaeidae
Product: proclotting enzyme-like
Exons: 13
Coding region: 120-1526 (468 amino acids)
Biological process (GO): proteolysis
Molecular function (GO): serine-type endopeptidase activity
Source: RefSeq, a predicted model, not a curated record